ACGCUACGCUCACAUGGUCUUGCUCGAACACGUAAACAUGAUGUACUAUUGCAAUUCUUUUUCCUAUGAUUUGUACUAGAUUUUUGCGGCAAGUGUUGGAAUCAAAUAGGAUAGUUUCACUUAUUGUAGCUACUCAGUAUAGAACAUUUACUGAUUCUGCAACACUUCGUUUAGCUUUGUGUAUAAAGAAAAGAAGUAUGAAUACCAUAAGUUCAAAAAAUUCUUUAAAGUUGAUUACCGAUGCCGGGAACCCAUCUGCUCUUAAAAUUAUUGCCUCUAGUCUAUAUUUUGAAGUUCCUAUAGAUAUACAAGUUUCACAAAAAAAAGAAACAAAGAGUUGCAUAUAUAACCAGCUUCCAGUGUUAGAAUGUGGAGACAAUCACUACUUGUUUAAUGCUAAUUCUGCUAGUUGUUAUCUUUACAACAUUUCAAAAGUAAAACAUGAAUUUUCUACUGAAAAUAAAGAAAAGCAAGAUGAAAUUUUGGAAUGGGAAUCAUUUAAAUUACAAGCCGCUGUGCAGCCCUACUUAUUAUCAUUGUUUUCUGGAAAAAAAGAUUCUAAUACAAUAAUCAUGGAGAGUGUGUUUCAAUCAAUCAAUUCAUAUUUGGGUCAGAACCCUUACUUACUAGGAUCAUUUAUUACAGCUUCUGACAUAGUUGUUUGGGCAAGUCUCUAUGCAGUUAUGCAAGAAAAAGAUAUUCAAGAUAUCAGUUUUAAACUGCCUGCUGUUAAAAAUUGGUUCAAUAAAUUGUCAAUAUCAGAUAAUACAUUAAAAGCAGUUGAUCUGAUCACACAAAGCAAAGGAAUUUCUGCGUUCAAGGUUUUUUUUGAAAACUAUUCAUUACCUUCACACCUCUCAAAAAAUAUAAAGCACAUCAAAGAUGCAGCAGAGGAAUUGCAACAAACAGAGGAAACUGAAGGUCCUUCUGAUGCUGACAUUAAAAAUGCAAAAAGUUUUUGGUUAAAAGGUCGAGAUCUAGUUGCAAAGCCAAGAAAAUUGACUCAUCCAAUUUUACCUAAAGAUGGAGAAAAAAAUAUUUUGAUUACAUCUGCAUUACCAUAUGUUAACAAUGUUCCUCAUCUUGGAAACAUUAUUGGUUGUACACUUAGUGCUGAUGUUUAUGCAAGGUACUGUCGUUUAAGAAAUCUAAAUGUUCUUUAUAUAUGUGGAACAGACGAAUAUGGCACAGCUACAGAAACAAAAGCUUUUUCAGAAGGACUAACACCUCAACAAAUUUGUGAUAAAUAUAACAAAAUUCAUAGUGAAAUUUACACAUGGUUUAAUAUUGAGUUUGAUUGUUUUGGAAGAACAACAACAGAACACCAAACAAAGAUAACUCAGGAUAUUUUUUGGAAAAUUGAAAAAAAUGGCUACUUAUGUAAAGAUGCAGUUGAUCAACUAAAAUGUGAACAAUGCGAAAGAUUUUUGGCAGAUCGUUUUGUCGAAGGUAUUUGCCCCUUUUGCUCAUAUGAAGAUGCUCGUGGUGAUCAAUGUGAUGCAUGUGGAAAACUUAUCAAUGCUACUGAGCUUAAGAAGCCAAGAUGUAAACAAUGUGGAUCAUCUCCAGUAAUAAAAUCUUCAGAUCAUAUUUUUCUUGACCUCCCAAAGAUUGAACCAAUGUUGAAAGAUUGGAUUAUGAAAUCUGAAAAAGCUAAUUGGACAGUCAAUGCAAAAAAUAUAACUAGAGGCUGGAUAGCGGAAGGCCUUAAACCUCGCUGCAUAACACGAGAUCUAAAAUGGGGAACACCUGUUCCAAUGGAAGGCUACACUGAUAAAGUUUUUUAUGUUUGGUUUGAUGCACCUAUUGGGUAUAUCUCUAUUACAGCCAAUUAUACAGAUCAAUGGGAAAAAUGGUGGAAAAAUCCUGAGCAGGUUACUUUAGUUCAAUUUAUGGCUAAAGAUAAUGUACCUUUUCAUACUGUUGUUUUCCCAUCUUCUUUGCUUGCUGCAAAAGAUAAUUACACUAUUUUAAAUGAAAUAAGUGCUACUGAAUAUCUGAACUAUGAAAAUGAUAAAUUUUCAAAAAGCAGAGGAGUUGGUGUUUUUGGAGAUCAUGCUGAAAGCACAGGGAUCCCUGCUGAUAUGUUUCGGUUUUAUUUGCUUUACAUAAGACCUGAAAGUCAGGAUAGUUUUUUUCAAUGGGAUGAUUUUAUAACAAAAAACAACUCAGAACUUCUAAAUAAUCUGGGAAAUUUUGUCAACAGAGCACUGAUGUUCCUGAAGAAUAGCUUUAACUCCACAUUACCUAAUUUACAGCUUCAGUGUGAAGAUUAUAAGUUGAUUGCUGGUAUAAACAGAGAUUUGCAUCAAUAUAUAGAGCAUUUAGAUGCAAUUAAACUUAAAGAUGGCUUGCGUUGCAUUCUUAAUAUGUCCCGGUUAGGUAAUCAAUACAUGCAAGCUCAUAAACCAUGGGUUUUAAUCAAAGGAGAUGAGCAAGAACAAAUGCGUGCUGCUACAGUUGUAGGAUUGGCAGUCAAUGUUUCUGCUCUUAUUGCAGUGCUUAUUUUGCCUUAUAUGCCUCUUGUCAGUAAACAGUUGCAGUUACAAUUGGACUUACCAUCAGAUUUUCUUAUUGUGCCAGAUAAUUUUGUUCCGAUGCUUCCUGAGGGUCACAAGAUUGGUACACCAGCUCCACUGUUUCAGAAGAUUGAAGUAUCUUUAGGAGAUGAACUCAAAAAGAGAUUUUCUGGAAUUAAAGAUGCAACAGUUUUGCCAACAAAUCCUGUAAAGUCUGAAUCUUCUGGGGAGAAGAUUGUUGUCAGUGAUCAAGUGAUAGAAACGCUUACUGUCGCUGAGUUGGAGGAAGAAAUUACCAAACAAGGAAAUAUUGUGAGAAAGGUCAAGGCUGAAAAAGCAAAUAAAGAUAUCAUUGAUGGUGAAGUUAAGAAACUUUUAGACCUAAAAAAAGCUUUAGCAUCUACUCAAGGAAAAAGUAACGAAUCUAGUAAAGAAAAAGUUUGUAAGAAAACCAAAAAGAAAUGAAAUUAUUUAAGAUCCUAUUUAUUAUUGUAUUAGGUUUUUAUUUUAGGAAUAAAAUUAUUCAGAUA
This is a messenger RNA of Hydra vulgaris (swiftwater hydra), 3049 nucleotides long. Its product is annotated as methionine--tRNA ligase, cytoplasmic. The record is from RefSeq and is a predicted model, not a curated record. Gene Ontology annotation, biological process: methionyl-tRNA aminoacylation. Gene Ontology annotation, molecular function: methionine-tRNA ligase activity; ATP binding. Gene Ontology annotation, cellular component: aminoacyl-tRNA synthetase multienzyme complex; cytosol. Lineage: Eukaryota; Metazoa; Cnidaria; Hydrozoa; Anthoathecata; Hydridae.